UGCAAUGCACCGGAUAGAUAGUCUUGGGAUUCUAUCAAGAAUGACUCAGUUGGGGUGUGUCAUCAGACGGACAUAUUCUGUGCCAAAGUACUUUGUACAUAUUGACACAAACCAUAAAGUUAUCAGGUACAAUAUUGUGAUAUUUGCUGGGAUUGAUGGCUUUUCACGUAAGAUAAUGUAUCUGAGAGCUGCAGACAACAACCGAUCUGACACAACCCUGUGUUUCUUCAGUCAGGCUGUUGAGGAAUUUGGAUACCCGCUAAAAGUUCGAGCUGAUCAAGGAGGAGUGAAUGUUGGAGUGGCUCGUCUGAUGUUUACUGUGCGUGGGCCAGACAGUAACUGCUUUAUAGCAGGCAAAAGUGUCCACAAUCAGAGAGUUGAGCGACUCUGGCGUGACGUCUGGAUUGGUUUCACCAGCUUGUUCUACCAAAUAUUGCACACACUUGAGGAAGAGGACAUGCUGGAUAUAAGUAGCACUCUUCACUUGUUUUGCUGCCAUUAUGUAUUUUUGCCCCGACUUCAAGCAAAUCUUGAUGUGUUCUGUGAAGGAUGGGACAACCACCCAUUGAGAACAGAGCAAAAUCUCACACCAAACCAGCUGUGGGAGAUGGGGCAGAUGGAGAAUCACAUAACCAAUCCAGAGUGCUAGGAGAUGAACAUUCCUUAUAUUGACUGGGAGGACAGUGGGUACUCGGAAGAUGCGCACACUGUGGUGACUGUUCCACAGUUUGAGAGCCC
Triplophysa dalaica is the source of this 738-nucleotide messenger RNA. RefSeq lists its product as uncharacterized. The record is from RefSeq and is a predicted model, not a curated record. The transcript has 6 exons. Gene Ontology annotation, molecular function: nucleic acid binding. NCBI's taxonomy places the organism in Eukaryota, Metazoa, Chordata, Actinopteri, Cypriniformes, Nemacheilidae. Bases 5 to 649 code for a protein of 214 amino acids.